This is a messenger RNA of Coffea arabica (coffee), 546 nucleotides long. The record is from RefSeq and is a predicted model, not a curated record. Lineage: Eukaryota; Viridiplantae; Streptophyta; Magnoliopsida; Gentianales; Rubiaceae.
AUGGCUGGAUCCUGUCAACAUCUAAAACCUGAUGAAUCUCCCUCUCCUUUUAGUCCCUUCCAUGAAGGAAUAUCAAUGUUGUUAUCAAGAUGGACAGCCCUACAAAUGGCCGUCCAAAACCAAUGGGGUGGCCGUGAUUCUUUCAUGAAAUCUCAGCAACUAGCCUAUGAAAUUAACUCUUGGUUUUCUCAACCUAAAGUUGUGCGGCCUGAGACUGUAUGGUUUAACCGUGCAAUUGGCAUGAUGCAAUGUUUUACAAGAUCGAAUGAUAGAAAAAGGGCCUUACUUCUCGUAAAUUGUUAUAUAAAUACAGUAUCUCUUCAUAUAGAAGACUUAGAGAGUCUGUUGCACGAGAGAUUACUCCUUUCUUUCAACACAGAGAUUGAGGAUGGCAGUAUUGAGGAGAUUGCAGAACAAUUGAUGACAAUGCAUGAAGAAUCUUUGCAUGGGAAUCGGAGAUUGAGCGUGGAGUCAAAUCAACACUUGUUGGAAUCUGCUCAAGAUGCUCCUUCAAAGAGGACUGGUGCGCAUUCGCUAGCCACCUGA